Molecule: messenger RNA, 2175 nt
Organism: Caenorhabditis elegans
Lineage: Eukaryota; Metazoa; Nematoda; Chromadorea; Rhabditida; Rhabditidae
Gene: nhr-34
Product: Nuclear hormone receptor family member nhr-34
Exons: 11
Coding region: 17-1858 (613 amino acids)
Biological process (GO): regulation of DNA-templated transcription
Cellular component (GO): nucleus
Molecular function (GO): zinc ion binding; DNA-binding transcription factor activity; RNA polymerase II cis-regulatory region sequence-specific DNA binding
Source: RefSeq, marked reviewed
GAAAAAUUACAAAAGAAUGAUGGACGAUUUACAUCAACAACUACAUCAAAAUUACAACCCAAACGGCUCACCAACCACUUCAACUACGCAUCGUCGUCAGAAUUCGUCGUCCGGAUUGGAGCCAGCUCGUAAACGACCAAAACUUUCUCCGCCUGUCUUGACAGCAAUGCCAUUGGAUUUGACCGAUGCAGUUUCACCUAACGAAUCCCAAGCAUGUACAUCAAGUCUCAAGGGUGUCGUCACGGCUGCUGGAGCUGCUCAAAUGUCCGUUGCAGAUCGUAUGACGUCAUCAUCGGUGGCACCUCCUCUCUGCAUUGUACCCAGAUCUGUCGAAUUCAUUAACCCGAAAACAGAAGAUAUGAGUAUGGAUAUACCAAUGGGAAAUGUGCAAAGCGAGUUCACCGGACUGAAGUGCCGAGUAUGCGGGGAUUCCAGAGCCGGUCGUCACUACGGAACAAUCGCAUGUAAUGGUUGUAAAGGAUUCUUCAGAAGAAGUAUCUGGGAGCAACGUGACUACGUAUGUCGGUUUGGUGGAAAGUGUCUUGUUGUUCAAGAAUACCGUAACCGUUGUCGUGCAUGUCGGCUACGAAAAUGUUUCACUGUCGGAAUGGAUGCAAGAGCCGUACAAUCAGAACGAGAUAAGCAUAAGAAAAAUCCGAAGGAUUCGAAUAAUGAAGGAAGCACUUCGCCUCAAUAUCCAACUGCAUCUACUCCGAUCUCAAUUCCAUCUACUUCAACUUCUCAAACACCAACAAGCUCGGUCAACUCUUACAAUUUUCAAAAUAUACCCGGAAUCGUUAGUCGAUCAUUUUCGGAAAAUCUGAUUAUGAGGGACAAUUCUGUACCCGUAAUGGAAACAUCACAAUCGGCGGCACUAUCACAUGUUCCAUUGGUUAGAUAUUUGAUAGAUUUGGAAAAGGCAACUGACAAUUUAAUUGAUGAAAAUUGCGACUUUAUGAGCAUGGAAUUCGAUCAAUUGUGCAGAGUUGAUGUGACAAUUGAAGCCGCUUUUCGACAACCUGGAGUUGUUGCAAAAAGGACACCGCCCCGCUGGCUAGCACUGGAACGUUUAACAACACUAGAAGAUGUACAUAUUGCUUGGUGCCGAUCGUUUGUGCUAUGCAUAGACUAUGCAAAAAUCAUGAAGGACUAUCAAGAAUUAUCACCCACUGAUCAAUUCACAUUGCUCCGAAAUCGAGUUAUUUCAGUUAAUUGGUUGUGCCAUACUUAUAAGACAUUCAAAGCUGGAUGUGAUGGUGUUGCUCUAGUAAAUGGAAGUUGGUAUCCAAGAGAUAAAGAACUACAAAAACAAUUGGAUCCAGGAUGCAAUCACUAUUUCCGAAUUUUAAGUGAACAUUUGAUGGAAGAUUUAGUGAUUCCAAUGAGGGAAAUGGAUAUGGAUGAAGGAGAAUUUGUCAUACUCAAAGCAUUAAUUUUAUUCAGAGCUCACCGUCGCCUCUCAGAAGAAGGUCGUGCACACAUUAAAAGAGUUCGUGACAAAUACAUUGAAGCUUUGUAUCAACAUGUUCAACACCAACAUCGUCAUUUCUCGUCUGUACAGACAUCAAUGAGAAUCAGCAAAAUUUUAUUGUUACUUCCUAGCAUAGAGCAUCUCUCCCAACAAGAAGAUGACAACGUUCAAUUUCUGGCACUUUUUAAUUUGGCAAAUCUCAAUGGAUUACCCUAUGAGUUACAUUCCUCUAUCAAGCAACAUAUCCCAAACGGUGAUGAUAGUGAUGACACACAGGUAAACGAAGUAACCUCAAAUAACGACGGCCCACGAAGCAGUGAAAGCAGUCAUACACCACAAUCAGUUUCCACAUCUCAGUUUUUAGAAUUCAAGCCAUCAUUGCACUAGUCGUCUAGCUUUUUCUACUUAUCAAUGCAUAAUCUCGUCGUAUUCUCGUUGUACUUAAAUUAUAAAUUUUCCGCUGACAUUCUCUGCGAUUUCUAUCAAAUACCAAUGUGAUAAGUGCUACAGUAUUCAGGGACAUUUCUUCACGAUUCGCUCUCCAAUUCUCACACAUCCCAACGAUGUUUUUCUUUUGCCAAUUUCCAGUUUUUAUUGUGAUUAUUAGCAUCAUCCUAUUUUUUCUCAUUAUUCUCUCAUUUUGCUUAUCAGUGUGAUCUGUUUAUAUUAUGUAUGUUUAUAUGACACAUGAAACAUUUCAUUUC